Molecule: messenger RNA, 5212 nt
Organism: Empidonax traillii (willow flycatcher)
Lineage: Eukaryota; Metazoa; Chordata; Aves; Passeriformes; Tyrannidae
Gene: ZMYND8
Product: zinc finger MYND-type containing 8
Exons: 21
Coding region: 166-3582 (1138 amino acids)
Biological process (GO): regulation of DNA-templated transcription
Molecular function (GO): protein binding
Source: RefSeq, a predicted model, not a curated record
UUUUCCUGUCUGAGCCUCGUUUUCCCUACUUCAGGCUCAGCUUAUCUAGAGAAAUCACGGUGUAGGUAUGCGGUUGCAGCGGCACACGUUAACAUGUUUGAAUUCUGGAACAGGAGAACUCUUCUCUGAAUCCCGAGCCCCACUAAUUUCAGUCCCCCGCUGAGCAUGUUCACUUUUGGCUUGGCUGAAGAGGAAAUAAAGGCAGAGCAGGAGGUGGUGGAGGGGAUGGACAUCUCCACUCGAUCCAAAGAUCCUGGCUCUGCUGAACGCACAGCACAAAAAAGGAAAUUUCCCAGCCCUCCACAUUCCUCUAAUGGCCACUCACCACAAGAUGCAUCAACAAGUCCUAUAAAAAAGAAAAAGAAACCUGGUCUAUUGAACAGUAAUAAUAAAGAGCAGUCAGAACUAAGACAUGGUCCGUUUUACUAUAUGAAGCAGCCACUCACCACAGACCCUGUUGAUGUUGUACCGCAGGAUGGACGGAAUGAUUUCUAUUGCUGGGUUUGUCAUCGGGAAGGCCAAGUCCUCUGCUGCGAACUCUGUCCUCGGGUUUAUCAUGCUAAGUGUCUGAAACUGACAGCCGAACCAGAGGGGGAUUGGUUUUGCCCAGAGUGUGAGAAAAUCACAGUGGCAGAAUGCAUAGAAACACAGAGUAAAGCAAUGACAAUGCUCACCAUCGAACAGCUAUCCUAUCUACUGAAGUUUGCACUACAGAAAAUGAAACAGCCAGGGACAGAGCCAUUUCAAAAGCCAGUUUCACUGGAUCAACACCCAGAUUAUGCAGAAUAUAUCUUUCAUCCAAUGGACCUUUGUACAUUAGAGAAGAAUGUUAAAAAGAAAAUGUACGGUUGCACUGAAGCAUUUUUGGCUGAUGCCAAAUGGAUUUUGCACAACUGCAUUAUUUACAAUGGGGGAAAUCACAAAUUGACACAGACAGCAAAAGUCAUCAUCAAAAUCUGUGAGCAUGAGAUGAAUGAAAUUGAAGUAUGUCCGGAAUGUUAUUUAGCUGCUUGCCAAAAACGAGAAAAUUGGUUUUGUGAGCCUUGUAGCAAUCCCCACCCUUUGGUCUGGGCUAAACUCAAAGGCUUUCCAUUCUGGCCUGCUAAAGCACUGAGGGAUAAAGACGGGCAAGUCGAUGCCCGUUUCUUUGGCCAACAUGACAGGGCCUGGGUUCCAAUAAAUAAUUGCUACCUCAUGUCUAAAGAAAUUCCUUUUUCUGUGAAAAAGACUAAGAGCAUCUUCAAUAGUGCAAUGCAAGAAAUGGAGGUUUAUGUUGAUAACAUUCGUAGAAAAUUUGGAGUAUUUAAUUACGCCCCUUUCCGGACACCAUAUACUCCCAACAAUCAAUACCAAAUGUUGUUAGACCCUGCCAACCCAACUGCUGGAACUGCAAAGACAGACAAGCAAGAGAAAAUCAAACUGAACUUUGACAUGACAGCAUCACCCAAGAUCCUGAUGAGCAAGUCUAUGCUGAGCAGCAGCACAGGCCGUAGGAUUUCACUGACAGAUAUGCCACGGUCACCAAUGAGUACAAACUCGUCCGUUCACACUGGAUCUGAUGUUGAACAGGAUGCAGAGAAAAAAGCAACUUCCAGUCAUUUUAGCGCCAGUGAAGAAUCCAUGGACUUCAUUGAGAAAAAUACAGCUUCUCCAGCACCAACGAGAACAGGUCAAGCAGGGAGCUUGUCAGGCAGCCCCAAACCUUUCUCUCCUCAAGCAUCAACACCAAUUUCUUCUAAGCAAGAAAGAACCUCCACUCCAGGAAGCAUUCUGAAUCUUAAUCUUGAUCGUAGCAAAGCCGAGAUGGAUCUGAAGGAGCUGAGCGAGUCGGUGCAGCAGCAGAGCACUCCCGUGCAGCUCAUCUCCCCAAAACGGCAGAUCCGCAGCAGGUUCCAACUUAACCUGGACAAGACCAUAGAGAGCUGCAAAGCACAACUUGGAAUAAAUGAAAUAUCUGAAGCUGUUUAUACUGCAGUAGAACACAGUGACUCUGAAGAUUCUGAAAAAUCUGACACCAGUGACAGCGAAUAUAGUGAUGAGGAUCAGAAAUCAAAGAAUGAUCAAGAGGAUGGUGAGGACAAGGAAGGUACAAGAAGUGACAAAGAAUCAUUGAGCUUGAAAAAAAAACCUAAGCCCCCAGCACAGAAUGAAGACAAGGAGGAACUUAAAAGCACAAGUCCAGAAGUGGAGAAAACGGAAGAACCGGUCAAGGAAAAGUCCAUUUCAGACACUGAAAAAGAAUUUUCUGAAAAGGGAAAAAGUUUACAGCACCCUGCAAAGGAAAAGCUGAAAGGUAAAGAUGAAACAGACUCUCCAACUGUGCAUUUAGGACUGGACUCUGAUUCUGAGAGCGAACUUGUCAUCGAUCUAGGAGAUGAUCAUUGUGCUCGUGAAGGAAGGAAAAGCAAGAAAGAAUCUAAAGAACCUUCUCCCAAACAAGAUGUCGUAGGCAAAACUCCACCCUCCUCCAGCGCAAGCACCCAGCCUCUCCCAGAAACUCCAGUACUCACCCGUUCUGCAGCCCAGACCCCCCCAGCUGGUGUGACAGCAACUACCAGCGCUGCUUCCACUGCCAGUGCUCCAUCUGCAGCGACAGGGAGCCCCGUGAAAAAGCAGAGGCCUUUGCUGCCCAAGGAAACCGCCCCUGCUGUGCAGCGGGUGGUGUGGAAUUCUUCGAACAAAUUCCAGACGUCUUCUCAGAAAUGGCACAUGCAGAAGGUACAGAGACAGCAGCAACAGCAGCAGAGCCAGCAGGCUCAGUCACAGCAGCCUCAGUCCUCUCAAGGGACAAGAUACCAGACAAGACAAGCAGUGAAAGCUGUGCAGCAAAAAGAGAUCACCCAGAGCACUUCCACAUCCACCAUAACCUUAGUCACAAGCACUCAGCCUAUUUCUAUGGUUACCAGUUCUGGAUCUGCAAGUACACUUUCUUCCUCACUUAGCACAGACCUGCCAAUUGCAACAGCUUCAGCUGAUGUGGCUGCAGAUAUUGCUAAAUAUACCAGCAAGAUGAUGGAUGCCAUCAAAGGAACAAUGACUGAAAUAUAUAAUGACCUUUCAAAAAAUACUACUGGAAGUACAAUAGCUGAGAUUCGGCGUUUGAGGAUUGAGAUAGAAAAACUUCAAUGGCUGCAUCAACAGGAGCUCUCAGAAAUGAAGCAUAACCUAGAACUGACGAUGGCUGAGAUGCGUCAGAGCCUGGAGCAGGAACGAGACCGUUUGAUUGCCGAGGUGAAGAAGCAGCUGGAACUGGAAAAGCAACAAGCAGUGGAUGAAACCAAGAAGAAGCAGUGGUGUGCCAACUGCAAGAAAGAGGCCAUCUUUUACUGCUGUUGGAAUACCAGCUACUGUGACUACCCCUGCCAACAAGCUCACUGGCCUGAGCACAUGAAAUCCUGCACGCAGUCAGCUACUGCGACACAGCAAGAAACAGAUACUGAAAUUAGCACAGAAACACUAAAUAAAUCAUCCCAGCCCAGUUCAAGUGUGCAGUCUACACCCACAGAAACAGCCAGCACCCCUAAGGAAAAGGAAGGUUCAGCUGAUAAAAGCAAAGAGAGUGUUACAGAUCCAUCAGUGUAGCUUCUGGUCUGGAUCUUUCGAUACAAGUUGCCUUCUGAUAAGCAAUACUGACUGCAGCACUUCCAAGCCCUUCUUGCCUGGGGGUUCAGAGGCCAAGCUCAAGACCUGCAUUCAAAUCAACUUACUUUAUCACCACAGACUGUCAUUAGGGUACCACAAUGUUCCAUAACACUGAUAACAGCAGUUCACCUGGAUCUACGGUUAACGGAGCAGUUUCGAAAUCCUCCAUAGCACCUACUCUCAUAGUAUUCAGUAGGCAAGGAUGAGCAAAAUGCUCUAAUAAAAGGGACUUAACAUUGCAUAUAUAGAAAAUGUUUAUAGAGAAGAUUCUGCUUUAUAGGUAGGGCUUGACUAUUAGCAAUUUCGGCAUCAUUUUUUUGUUUUUCCUCCCCUUGCAAGAUUUAUUAAAGGAAAAAUUUUAGUGGGGGGAGGGAGGGGGCUGAUCCUUCAAACCCUUUACACGUGAUCCUCCACAUCAGUAGGAGCCUUGAUGUAUUUUAAAAUAUUAAAAGCAAACUAAUUUUGUAGUAUUGUGAUUCCAGCAUGAUGUCUCAUUGAGAUAGUCCUGUAGAAUUGGGAAGCGUAGUAAUCUAGAGAGCUGUGUUCAUUUCUUGACACUUUUUGCUACUGUCUGGUGUUAGAUCUCUGGGCUUGACAUGUCACCUAAGGGAGUAACUUGGGGAAACAGAUUUGAAGAGGGGGAAAAAAGGCUGUGCUGUUCCACUGGAAUACUUUGGUGAAGUUGGUUGAACUCUGGCUCACUCGGUUGAUGUUUGUUUGCGUUGUUCUGGCGGCACAAGCUUUGUAUUACCGGGGAAAUAGGGAAUGUGAGACCUAAAGCUUGCCAGGGAAUAUUCCAGUUGUACAAACCUGGGAUUGCUUUCACGUAGGUGUUCUACCUGAAACAUCAUGCUGUAUACAUGGAUCAUGUUCACAGUUUGAAUUCUGUUUCAUUAACGAAGAAGUGACCUGUGAAUUCAUUAAGAUGCAGAUUUUUAAUGCAAAGAAAACAUCCAGCAUAAAUUUCAUAUCGUAAUAACACCACCAAGGUGGAAUUUAUGUAAAGGCUGAGGCUUCUACUGAGGUUGCCAUGCCUCUGCAGAUAGCAACAGGUGUGACAGGCAACCAGCCUAUAAAACUGGUCUAGGUACCGCAAACCACCACCUAUAUUCCAACAAUUCAACCCACAAUUGUAAGUAAAUCAUCAUAAUUCGAAGUCUGCAGCAGUGCUGUGCCUGGCAUUAAAAUUGCCCAGUAUCUCUGGGGGGUUGUCUCUGUCUGCUCUUCUAUCAAGAGAUGAAUUCACUGGUACAGUCUCGACUUGCAGUGCAAAAUGUUUUCUUUUGCUGUGCAACAUUCCACCCCUUCAUUCCAUUCGUGAUUGCAAGGAUCCAGAAAUCAUUAAGUCUGGUGAAGGCACUGAGGACAGGCAGAUGCCAUUUCACGUUAUUGGUUCAUUUCAUGUAUAUACUUGACCACAUCAUCGAUGUAAAUAUAUAGAAUUCAUUUUAAAUAUCUUUUAAAUAUCUUUUUUUGUCUAUGGUAUCCUAAAGAGAUUUAAUUAUUUCUGAGCUAUGCUUGAUAUUCCUGUGACAUCUCAGUACCUAUAAAAGAGAAUAUGCAUUUGUCA